AUGAGAAAAAAUAUACUUGUCUUACUUUAACUUAUUGCACCGGUGCAACAGUGCAACUAGAAAGAACAGACCAUAUGUCAAAAAGGAUGGCGCAUGCAUUUCACGUUGAACUCCGUUAAGGUUAAAUCUGACGUAAGGUCAUCAGUUGUUUCGAGGCAUCCCGAAACAUCCAUUGCUCAAGGCAAGGAGGCUGCAUCGUCAUCUGAAGCGGCGCGAAAAGAGGUUAGAUCUAUCCGCGGUACGCACAGUGUAAACAUGUCGGACAAAGAAACGAACGACGAUAUCCAGAUAAUCUCCGAGAGACUUCAGAGUGUCGCGUCCAUCGAGCCGACGUAUAACAAUGCGCAACUGCAGCAGCAGCAGCAGCAGCAGCAGCAGCAGCAGCAGCAACAACCACAGCAACAGGGAAAGAGUCCGCGGAAGAACGGUACCGUGCGUCAACCUGCAGACAGUAAAAAGGCAGGUGCCACCUCCACCACAAGCAGCAGUAGCAGCAUCACCACGACUGCCGCGGAUGAUUACGUCUUCGUGAGGAACGUGCCGGAAUUGAAUCUACCCGAGAAGAUUCUACUCGUUAUCGACACAGUGAGAGAGCAGCAAUGCACGCCGUUCAAACUAGGUACGGGCGCGACAUACUUGCCACUGUUCAUGAUAAAACGCGUGGUGGAGAACUUUGUCGGCGCCAAGUCCAGCAUACAGCCCGGGGUGCACGAGUACGCGCUGAUGACCCUGGACUCGCGCGGUGCCUCCUGGCUCUGCGACUACACCAGCAACACAAAGACCAUUCUCAAUCAUCUGGAGGGUAUCACGGAAGACGUAUCGGACGAGGAGCAAAGGACCUACGACUUAGGGUCGCUGUUCGAAACGAUACACGCGCGGAUAGCGACGCCGGCGAGGACCCAACCGACGUUCACUUCGCGCGUAAUUCUGAUAUAUGGACGGUCCAACUCCAUUCCGAAGUUUCACACCGGGAAGAAAUACCUAACGAAUCUGACAGAGAAUCCGUACUUCUUCCUGGACGUGUUGUUCGCCCACGAGCCGCCCAGCGACGAUAACAUGUGCGAGGCGGUGUACGCCGAAAUCGCGGCUCUGGACACCACAAGUUUCUCUUAUAUCUUCGAGGUAGGCAGGAACGCCGCUAAGAUACAUGACAAUAUGGCGAAACUCCUGGCGCAUCCGCUACAGCGCCCGCCACAGAAGGACACUUCAUACACUCUUUACUCGAUGACAGCCAAUCAGGAAGUACAUACCAAUGUAUAGUACCGUGUAAAUUUACUAGUAGGUAACUUAUUUUCAUGGAAAAGUUCACGCAUUUUCCGUCGAAUUAGAUCUACUUUAUCAAUGCGAUACAAUUCGAAGGCAGUGUCGUAUUUACUCGAACCAGUAACAUCUUUGAAACGAUUUUAUUUGUGUUUAUUAGAGAAAAUAUAACAAGAAAGACAGUUGUAUAUUAUACAUUAUCGUUGUCUGUCAUCAAAUAAAACAUUUCUAUAUAGA
This is a messenger RNA of Monomorium pharaonis (pharaoh ant), 1497 nucleotides long. Its product is annotated as BRISC and BRCA1-A complex member 1. Lineage: Eukaryota; Metazoa; Arthropoda; Insecta; Hymenoptera; Formicidae. The transcript has 2 exons. Gene Ontology annotation, cellular component: BRISC complex; BRCA1-A complex; nuclear body. Gene Ontology annotation, biological process: positive regulation of DNA repair; mitotic G2 DNA damage checkpoint signaling; protein K63-linked deubiquitination. Bases 94 to 1260 code for a protein of 388 amino acids. The record is from RefSeq and is a predicted model, not a curated record.